Molecule: messenger RNA, 1629 nt
Organism: Thlaspi arvense
Lineage: Eukaryota; Viridiplantae; Streptophyta; Magnoliopsida; Brassicales; Brassicaceae
Source: the annotation of a GenBank genome assembly
AUGGUUCUUCCUUUUCGCCAGCAUUUCCUAGCUCCCAUUUCUUCAUCUCCCCCACUUUCAAAAUCCACCCCUUUUCCCCGAAAUGCCCUUCCUCGUACAUUUGCUUCUCGCCGGAGUUUUCCCAAGUAUUCCGAUCCUCGUCAUGUUCGGAGUUCGCCUGAGACGAAAUUUACCAUAGAGUAUCGGAAUCCCAUUUCUCAUAAUGGCUCUCUCCACUCACGUUUAGUUGUCAGAUGCAGAGACCAUGAUGAACCUCGGUCAACGUUCGUUUCUUCUAAGCUUUCCGGUGAUGAAAAGAUCGAAACUUUACAGAAGGUCGAGGAUUUGGAGAUUACCCACGAAACGAAGAAGGGAAAGAGUUUCUGGGCUGCCGUAAGUUUGAUCAUCGGAACCGCCGUUGGUCCCGGAAUGCUCGGUCUCCCAGCUGCAACUAUCAGAUCUGGCUCGGUCCCAUCGACCAUCGCUCUACUUUGUUCUUGGGUUUACGUCAUCUCCUCCAUUCUUCUCGUGGCUGAGCUCAGCUUUGCAGCUAUGGGAGAAGACAAUGCAGCAGAGGUUAGCUUCACAGGGCUUGCAACGAAGUCCUUUGGGAACAAAUUUGGAGUCUUUGUAGCUCUUGUCUAUGCUUCACUGAGUUUCUCUCUGAUGGUUGCUUGCGUCUCGGGUAUUGGCUCCAUUGUGUCUCUAUGGUUUCCUUCCAUGAACCCAUUCUUGGCCAAUGCUGUGUUCCCUCUGGUUUCCGGAAUCUUAAUCGGAUUUUUCCCAUUCGAUGCCAUUGAUAUCACCAACAGGUGUCUCUGCUUCCUCAUGCUCUUCUCUAUAACUUCACUUGUGGCCAUUGGUUUAUCUGUGGCUAGGUCUAAUGUGUUAGCCUCAUUUGGUCAAUCGUGUUGGAAAGUCUCUGCGGUUUUACCUGCGGUUCCUGUUAUGGUACUGACGCUAGGGUUUCAUGUCAUCACUCCUUUCAUAUGCAAUCUCGCAGGUGAUUCGGUUUCAGAUGCUCGGAGAGCUAUUCUUGUAGGCGGUGUUGUGCCAUUGGUUAUGGUGUUGUCAUGGAAUCUCAUUGUUUUGGGGCUUGCAAGAAUCAAUGUCCCUGUACUUUCUUCAUCCAUUGACCCAAUCUCUCUACUUCUAUCUGUGAACCCUUCUGCUCUAUCUGCUGUUCAAGGCUUUGCUUUCUCAGCUUUAGCCACCAGUUUAAUCGGAUACGCUGUUAGCUUCCCGAAGCAGCUCCUCGAUACAUGGAAGCUUGUGUCUAAGCAAUCAAAUGGCAAUGGAAACGGGAGAAUUGGGUCGGUAAGUUUCUCAUCGGAGGAGGGUACUAAGAGAACCAAUGGGAGAGUUUCAUACAGCGAACCAUCAAGAGCUCCUGAGAAUUUCGAAGCAGUAGUGAUGCUGUUUGUGCUCGGAGUUCCAGCUGUAAUUGCAACAUUCUUUCCCUCGACGUUCUCGAGAGCUCUGGAUUUCGCUGGCGUUUAUGCAAACUGCUUCCUCUUUGGUGUCUUGCCUCCUGCGAUGGCUUAUACUCAACAGUCCAGAAAGAAGCUCAGGUCAAUGGUUCUUCCGGGAGGAAACUUUACACUGCUGAUCUUAUUCGUAAUCGCUAUUAUUCUGGGAAUAUGGCAUUAG